Trachymyrmex cornetzi is the source of this 558-nucleotide messenger RNA. RefSeq names its product neuropeptide SIFamide (gene SIFa). NCBI's taxonomy places the organism in Eukaryota, Metazoa, Arthropoda, Insecta, Hymenoptera, Formicidae. The coding region runs from base 74 to 295 and encodes 73 amino acids. The transcript is spliced from 3 exons. The record is from RefSeq and is a predicted model, not a curated record.
CCGAAUCUUCUAAGAAUCACGCAAGUUCUUUUCGUUCUUUCAAAGAAGAACGAAAAUAGAUCAACGCGUCGACAUGGUUUCCAUUCGCCUUAUCCUGACUUUCGCUGUUAUCAUGGUAGCCUUCGUCAUCAGUGCAAACGCUGCGUAUAAAAAACCACCUUUCAACGGUAGCAUAUUCGGCAAACGAUCUAACACGGUGACUGAUUAUGAAGUUACCAGCCGCGCUCUAUCAGCGAUUUGCGAAGUCGCCAGUGAAACCUGUACUGCUUGGCUGUCUCAUCAAGAAUCCAACUGAAGAUGAAAAACCGACCGAGAUAAUCCAUGAUUCUCGCCAACUCUGAUCGACUCAUGAAACAAUGUAACUAACCGACUCCUGUAAAGUACCUGCAAUCAUGCGCUUAAAAGUUCGUCACAUUGUCUUCUAUCAAUAAUCGUUUCAUUACGCGUCAUAUAUUUAAUCGUAACUUUAUACAUAAACAAUAUUGUAAUUACGAUGGUUUAAGUUUUCACGAUCUAGCUUUAUUUAUCAAAAGUAUCCCAAAUAAAGUAUUAUGAUUU